Molecule: messenger RNA, 729 nt
Organism: Aphanomyces invadans
Lineage: Eukaryota; Oomycota; Saprolegniomycetes; Saprolegniales; Verrucalvaceae
Exons: 1
Coding region: 1-729 (242 amino acids)
Source: RefSeq, a predicted model, not a curated record
AUGUCGUGUGCGCUCUUUACGAACCCGGACCUCCUGGCAACGUUGAAACGCAAUGUGACGACGACAUCUGAGCGAUUUUUGCCGACGGGGAUACCCCCGCACGUGGAUCUAUUCAAGGGAAUCGAACGUAACCUUGCAGCUAUCCAAACGUUGCCAGACUUGAUUUCUGACCGUCUGGAAGGAAUUUUGGAUGAGCACGACGUUGGUUCAGGGAAUAUCACGCGUCAGUACCUCGAAACGACGCUUUCGAACCUGGUUUCCCAGCUCCAUUCCUCGCCGAAUGAACGUGUUCUGAGCCCACCGUCAACACCAGGGGGGCAGCUCUACACCUGGGGUGGCCGCUUGUCCAAGCUUCCGGCUGACUUCGAGUUCCCCGCUGUCGAUGCGGCCACGGCAUGGCGUCUGUGGUGGCGUGGCAAUGUGAGGAGUGGCCACCCACCGUACCGGUUCAUCGUACCUGCUGAUUUGGCGACGACGAAGCAGCGUAAGGCGCUGUCGGACUGGAAGUUCGUGAUGGGGCACUUCGAGCGCGUGUCCGUGGGCGCGGGGUUUGCUCUGCCGACUCGUCCUACUGAUCUGGAAGUGUCAAACAUGUUCGAACCUGUUGCCGGGUUCUUACGCUCCGUGUACAGCUGUGCUACGGGUAAACGCACCCGUCGAAUCACUCAGCUUCGACUUGUGUCGCACAUUCGAGUGCUGCGGAAACACGCUUCGACGCUCAGUGGGUAA